Molecule: messenger RNA, 429 nt
Organism: Histoplasma mississippiense
Lineage: Eukaryota; Fungi; Ascomycota; Eurotiomycetes; Onygenales; Ajellomycetaceae
Product: 60S ribosomal protein L22
Exons: 4
Coding region: 1-429 (142 amino acids)
Biological process (GO): cytoplasmic translation
Cellular component (GO): ribosome
Molecular function (GO): structural constituent of ribosome; RNA binding
Source: RefSeq, a predicted model, not a curated record
AUGGCUCCUCAAUCUUCCCGCAAGUCUCAAAAGGUGACGAAGAAGUAUGUCAUCAACUGUUCCCAACCAGUUAACGACAAGAUCUUCGAUGUAUCCGCGUUCGAGAAGUUCCUGCACGAUCGGGUCAAGGUUGAGGGCCGCGUUGGCAACCUCGGCGACUCCGUCGAGAUCUCCCAGACCGGCGAUGGAAAGAUCGAGGUCGUCACCCACAUUCCUUUCUCCGGACGGUAUUUGAAGUACCUGACGAAGAAAUUUCUCAAGAAGCAGCAGCUCCGCGAUUGGCUGCGUGUUGUUCUCCACCUCCCAAGGGUGUCUAUGAGCUGCGCUUCUACAACCUCGUCAACGACGAGGCGGAGGAGGAUGAGGAUUAGAUUUGAGAAAAAUCUAAUAAUAAUAAGAAACAACCCGGAAGUGAACAAAGAAAAGUAG